UGAUCCGCCGACCGCAGUCCGCAUUGGAGACGAAUAUAUGCCUGCACCAAAAUUACAGCACUCGCGUGCUUUGGUUGGGAAAGUCGAGACCUUAGCCACAUCCGCAUUCCGACCACGAUUACGAUGUCCGCAAUGCCUCCUACCCAUCUCCAACCGCACAUUCCAUAAUGACCGACGGAAAGAGUAUCAUGAUAGUACGCGACGGAGUAACGCUGGUGUUGCAGCAGCGGUGUCGGCAGCGAAGCAGAUGUUCAAUGGCCCGCCACCUUCAGGACCCAUGGGCAUUGAUCCGUUGAGGAGUGUAGCGAAAGAGAUGAAGUUCAUGACGGGCAACAUACAACAAUUAUUGGGAUCCGGACAUCCCAUGCUGGACACUGUUGCGAAGUACUACACACAAUGCGAAGGGAAAUAUGUCCGGCCAAUGCUAGUGUUACUCAUAUCGCAAGCAACGGCCCUCCUCCCACGAGCACCACGACCUGCCUCUCCCGAUGCCACAAAUACACCCUUCGCUUCGGCAUCCGUCCUCAACGACGCGAAUCCUUCAUCACCACUGGUGACAGCAGAUACCGUCGAGGCUGACGCAGCUGCGAUCGAAAGCGGUGUCCUACCAACACAACGACGACUGGCAGAAAUAACCGAACUCAUCCACACCGCUUCCCUCCUUCACGACGAUGUUAUCGACACCUCAUUAGCACGGCGAGGCAAUCCUUCGGCGAAUGUCGCAUUUGGCAACAAGAUGGCGGUUUUGGCUGGGGACUUCCUGCUCGGGAGAGCAUCAGUAGCGAUGGCACGGCUACGCGACCCGGAAGUGACGGAGCUGCUCGCGACAGUCAUUGCAAAUCUGGUCGAGGGCGAGUUCAUGCAAUUGAAAAACACGGCUCUUGACGAGAAGCACCCAACAUGGAGUGAGGACACAAUAAGCUAUUACCUACAAAAGACAUACCUCAAGUCCGCCAGCUUGAUCAGCAAGUCUUGCCGAGCAGCGGCGUUGUUAGGAGAGCAUCCAAAAGAGGUGGUAGAGGCAGCAUACCAGUACGGAAAGAACCUUGGACUCGCGUUCCAAUUGGUGGAUGAUAUGCUGGACUACACCGUGAGCGGACAGGAGUUGGGAAAGCCGGCUGGUGCUGAUCUAGAGCUUGGUCUGGCUACCGCGCCGUUGCUGUUCGCGUGGAAAGAUAAUCAGGAGCUGGGAACUCUGGUUGGGAGGAAGUUUGCGGAGGAGGGCGACGUCGCAAGGGCUCGCAAAAUAGUGCUUGAAAGCGACGCAAUUGAGCAGACACGAGCUCUGGCACAAGACUAUGUCGAUCGAGCUGCACGCGCGAUUGCAGGCUUCCCCGAAAGCGAGGCGAAGGUUGGGCUCAUGGACAUGUGUACCAAGGUCAUGGCGAGGAGGAAGUGA
Molecule: messenger RNA, 1399 nt
Organism: Zymoseptoria tritici IPO323
Lineage: Eukaryota; Fungi; Ascomycota; Dothideomycetes; Mycosphaerellales; Mycosphaerellaceae
Gene: COQ1
Product: COQ1 probable hexaprenyl diphosphate synthase
Exons: 2
Coding region: 38-1399 (453 amino acids)
Biological process (GO): isoprenoid biosynthetic process; ubiquinone biosynthetic process
Cellular component (GO): transferase complex
Molecular function (GO): prenyltransferase activity
Source: RefSeq, a predicted model, not a curated record